CCCACCACAGCUGAGUGUUAUACAGAGGCGCUCGAAGGAAAUUUGCUUUGCAAGAGCACGCAUUUCAUUUUCUGAAGAACUGCUUUUGCACGCACAUCGAGCUCAGAUUUCAGCGUGCACUCCGAGCGAAUUCCGUUGGAUGGUACACUGUACCGUGAAUAAUUUUCCCUUUGCAAUCCAAUAGAGCUUCCUAAUGGCCCUGAACAACUCUGAAGUGGGCUUAGAAGUCAUCUUGGCGAUGGAGCAACUGCUGGAGCUCUCGCCUUCCCAUGUUACCCCAAAACCCCUGGAGGCCACAGUGAUGACUCCAUGGGAUGUAGCCCUGUGUGUAUCAGGUGCCCUGAUCUGCUGUGAAAAUGCAGUCAUUGUGGUCACCAUCUUCUUGUCAUCAUCUCUACGGGCACCCAUGUUCCUGCUAAUUGGCAGCCUGGCCUGGGCGGACUUCCUAGCAGGAGUGGGGCUCUUAUUGCACUUCCUGUCUCACCGUUGUGUGUACUCAGAAGCUCUAGAGUUGGGGAGUGUGGGUCUGUUGGUGAGCGCACUCACUGCAUCUGUUUUCUCUCUGUUGGGUAUUACUCUGGACCGCUUCCUCUCUCUGCAUCAUGCACUGACUUAUGGUUCCCGCCGGGCACACACCCAAACACGUUGCGCUCUUGCUGUUGGCUGGACUCUUGCUGGACUUCAGGGCGCACUACCUGCUCUGGGUUGGAACUGCUUGCGCGAUGUUGAAUCUUGCAGUGUGCUUCGGCCUCUUACUCGGGUGCACCUGGCGACCCUGUGUGGUGGUUUUCUGCUGACCCUGGCUCUGAUGCUGCAGCUGAAUGCCCGUAUCUGCCGAGUUGUACUCCGUCACUCACACCAAAUCGCCCUCCAGAGACACAUGCUCCCAUCUGCACGCACACACACACGUCGUCGGGUACACACUCUUGCCCUCUUCCUUGCCACAUUUGCCAGCUGCUGGAUACCCUUUGCCUUGUAUGGGCUCUUAGGUGAUGGAUCAUCCCCAGCUCUGUAUACGUAUGCCACCUUGGUUCCAGUCACUGGGAACUCUCUGCUUAACCCUCUGAUCUAUGCCUACAGAAACACACACAUACAGAGAGUGCUGCGACAGGCCUGCUGCUGCUGUCUACCAAACACACCCAAUAAACACACACACACUCCCAGUGAUGUCUGAACAUAGUCUUCUUAAAGCUCAAUGAAGAGCAUGUCGUGCCAUACAAGAAACACACAGUCUCUCACAAUAUCACUGUGCCAGUUGCCAUAUAACCGGUUUGACUGGUGUUAGGAAGACCUAUAAUCAAUCUCUUCUGCAACAUUUUGUGUAACUGUAUCUCUUUUUUACACUAUAUUGAGAAAAUACUUUUUUCAUAUUACAAAUCCUUUGAGCUACUUGCCAACUAAAGGGAGUAAAGCAGAGCAGAAACCCCCCUUGUCCGCUGUAAUUGUCUGAAAUUUGUGCCUCAUACGUUUACGUCCUCUGAAAUUCAGAGUUUACUGAUGGAAUUAAAUCAUUUGCACUUUACAAUGACUUGACUUUGAGAUGAACAUGUCUGAAUUUUGUUUGUACUAGAAUCCUACUCGCAUAUUUAAAUAUACAAUUAUUUGCCAUUUGGUUUUCUGACAGAAUGAUGUUUUUAUACUUUACAUAUGUCCUGUUCGCACUAUUAAUGUAUUAAUGUUGCACAAAACAUCCAAAUGUAUGACUGAAUGUGUUCUUGUUGAAGUUUUAUGGAAAAUGUUUAUAAUUAAUAAAUUGUAAUUUUUGUACAUUUACUCUUGUUAUUGUUUUGUUUAUAUAUAUAUAUAUAUAUAAAAAUUCAGUUACCACAGCUGCUGUGGGAGUGACAGAAAAUGUGUCCUGUUUCUCUCUUCUUACUGCUGUUAUCCAGCGCUCUAUAUUUUUAUCUUCUUUUGCAAAGCUGUGAAAGCGUAAUCGUUUAUUUUUUCUUUUGCUGUUGGAGCAAACGGGUAAGCAAAAAUUUAAUUGGCUGUGGUGCCCCAUUGACCACCAUUUAAGUUUAGCCAACUUUGAUGACACGUGGACGGUGAAAAGGGUCCACAGUCCAUAUUCACAGCAGCGCCAUCUUUGAUUUUUGGCGAGAAUGACAACGAGGCUGUGAGGGAAUAGAUGCACAGUCUCUUCUAUGGGCUGCACUGCAGUUUAAAGUGUUUUUGGAUCGUUCCGCGGACAAAACAUUGAAAAAACAGCUUUCCAAGAACAUUCCGUAGACAAAACAUAAAUACAAAAACAAAAAAACUCCAUACAACAGGAGUUGUGGAAAAUCAGAUGUGAUCCAGGAGUUUUUGCAGCUUUAUACUGUGCGUGCCAUUGAAGAGAUGUAAGUCUAUUCCUUACAGCCAAAUCAAAGAUGGCCCUACCUUGAAUAAGGUCUAUAAGAGAAGAACACUUAAUCAUUUCCUUUAUGUUCAAAAAAUGUUAAGUACAAGUAAAUUAUAAAGCUGAUUGGUUAGUUCGAAACUGACAAAAAUACAAAUUGACAAAUCAUAUUACAGAUUGGCCCACUGGAUUCAAUUUCCUGUUAAAUGUUUUCUGGUGAAGAAUGAAAAAUAAUGCUAAAGACCACCUAUGUGGAUGGGUUGUUUACCCAAUCUGAAACAUUAUA
Messenger RNA from Myxocyprinus asiaticus (Chinese sucker), 2624 nucleotides. RefSeq names its product G protein-coupled receptor 3 (gene gpr3). Bases 194 to 1174 code for a protein of 326 amino acids. The transcript has 2 exons. Lineage: Eukaryota; Metazoa; Chordata; Actinopteri; Cypriniformes; Catostomidae. The record is from RefSeq and is a predicted model, not a curated record. Gene Ontology annotation, molecular function: G protein-coupled receptor activity. Gene Ontology annotation, biological process: G protein-coupled receptor signaling pathway. Gene Ontology annotation, cellular component: membrane.